UCUCCGCACUUUCUCUCUUUGAGCCGAUUGGUGAGGAAUCCAUCGGAUUUCACUCUGAUUGGUCGUCUACCGUCUCGUCAGGCGGCACGUCAGCCCAGUUGCACUACCAUCACGUUACCUCCUCCCCCCUCCUUUAGACGAAUAACAGUGCUGUAGGAUGCUAGGAGCAAAGCAGUAGCGUAUCAUCAGGACCACAAGUCUGAGUGGGAUGGAGACACAGAGUGAGAUGUAAAUGGAGAAGAAGCUGUGUCACCAAGAGAAGCUGGACAUCCGAAUGAUUUUUAAGUGCUUUGCAUUAAAACGCAUACAGCAUCAUUUUUCUCUAAUGUAAUCCAUUACUGGCAAUUAAUGUCAAACUGCACGCUGGAGCAGCUUAAUGCUGCCUCGCUGGGUGAAACAUCGCUAAUGGAAAGAAAGCCUUAUAAGAUCCAGCUCAUCAAAAUACACCUAAAUGCAGCAUAAUGCCUUCAAAAGUGUCAUGUUUAUACCUGUUGACAGUGGUCUGCUGGGCGAGCGCUCUGUGGUACCUGAGUAUAUCUCGUCCAACGUCCACCUAUGUCGGCCACAUGUCUGUGUCCAUACGGAAGACUGUGAAGCCCCAGAAAAACAUCACCUUCACCAACAUCCGCACCCGUCCCCUAAACCCACAUGCCUUUGAAUUUGUGAUCAACGAGCCCAAGAAGUGUGAAAGCAUCACUCCCUUCCUGGUCAUCCUUAUCAGCACCACGCACAAGGAGUUCGACGCACGGCAAGCCAUCCGGGAGACCUGGGGGGACGAGAGCACCUUCGGCGAAAUCCGCAUCCUCACCAUCUUUCUGCUGGGCAGGAACACGGACAACGUCCUGAACCAGAUGGUAGAGCAGGAGAGUCAGAUCUUUCAUGACAUCGUGGUGGAGGACUUCAUUGAUUCCUACCACAACCUCACCCUCAAGACCAUGAUGGGCAUGCGAUGGGUGGCCACCUUCUGCCCCAAAGCACAGUACGUCAUGAAGACAGACAGUGACAUAUUUGUCAACAUGGACAAUCUGAUCUACAAGCUCCUGAAGCCUAACACCAAGCCAAGAAGAAGAUAUUUCACCGGCUAUGUGAUAAAUGGUGGCCCCAUUAGGGAUAUGCGCAGUAAGUGGUACAUGCCCAGAGACUUGUAUCCUGAUAGUAAAUACCCACCUUUCUGCUCAGGCACUGGCUACGUGUUCUCAGCAGAUGUAGCUGAGCUCAUCUACAAGACUUCAUUACACACGAGACUGUUGCACCUAGAGGAUGUGUACGUGGGACUGUGUUUGCGUAAGUUGGGUAUACACCCUUAUCAGAACAGUGGUUUUAAUCACUGGAAAAUGGCCUACAGUCUGUGCAGGUACAGACGGGUUAUCACUGUCCACCAGAUCUCCCCAGAGGAGAUGCACCGCAUUUGGAAUGACAUGUCCAGCAAGAAGCACCUGAGAUGUUAGGAGGACAGUACCAGUACCGGUGAACAACAUUUCCUUUUGCCUUUUUUUCCUUUUCAAACUUCAAACUUCAAACUUCACCAGUUAGACACUGAUUAAUGUAAAAACAUGGAGGGCUCCUGCAAGUCUCUAUUUCAUGACAGAUGUUGUCAUUAGCAUCCAUCUCUUGUCUAUUUCUGCUGACCACACGUCACGAUUGUUAACGAGUGCAUGGGGCUUGUAAAGCGCGUACUCUCACGCAUACUUAAAAUGUGGUGUUGCUAUUGAAAGUAAUUUUGCUCUUGUGUUCCAGGUACAGUUUGACCACUCUGUUCUUUAUGAGCAUUAAGUCAAUCAGCGUCAUGCAUUAAAUAGUGUGGCCUAAUGGGUAGGGACAGUGUUUUAGCCAGACAGCCUUGGUUCGAGUCCUUGCACUGACAACAUUUUUUUCCAUGCUGAAGUGUCCUUGAGCAAGACACUGAAUCUCUACCAGCUCCAUGACUGCUGACUCAGCACCCUGAUAUUCCUGCAGGGUGCAAGCCAAAAGAGAAUUUCUGUGAAGGAAACAAUACAGUAUCAAAUUACUAUAUUAGAUCUAUAAUAUUCUACAUCUUACAGUAUUAUUUACAAAUGAAAGAGGAAUUCUUGAGCAAUGAGAAUGCAAAACAUUAAUCUUAUCGUGUUGGGAUAAAACUACAUCUACACUUGUGCUUCUCUCCCCCUUUUUGCAUCUUUCCUAUGAACAAAGUCAAAUACAAAGCUAAAAAUAAGGCUUCAGUAUAUUAUCAAUCUCCAAACAGUCCAAGCAGAUAGAUAAUUGUUCAUUUUUAAUCAACAAUUUUGGUAAUCAUGAAACGACAUAGCUGAAUUCACCACAUGCUCUUUUUAUAUGAAUUUGCCAGAUGAUGUUUUUGUUUACACAUUAUUAUAAUUCACUGCCUCUUUUCUCUGAAAAACUGAGAUGUCUGUUUUUUUGGUGCAUUUUUUUGUUCUCCCACUUUGAGAUUUUCAUACUUGACGUAAUUGUGUCUCUCAGUUAUCGGCUCCUCGUUACUCCAGCUGCUGCUCUUGGUUGUGUACGCUGCACGUCAGCAGCUAUUUCAGCUCACCGACUCCCCCACACAUCAAGAGAAACACAGUGUCAUGCCGUGCAAGUAUGAGUUAACUGUAGCUGAGACCAUUUCAGACUGGAUGUAUUAUCAUAUGUAUCUGGCAUAUCAGUGACUACUGAAGCACUGCUACUGACAUCAUGGAAAAAUUUGGUGUUUCUCAGAAAAUGAGGCUUUCAUAGCCCAAAUUUUCCCUUUUUUUUCAGAGGUUUUGUAGUAUUAUAAGCUAAUGUGACAUUUACUGUGAAAGCAUCUAUCCCACAAGGGGUUGUUGUUAUAUAUUGUAUGUUUUUUAUAUUAAAAAACAAAUACUUGAAUAAUUAAAGUUAUAUUACUGCUUUCACUUGUUGCCUUUUUUCAGUUCUCCCAGUUAUGGAUCUGCAGAGGCUUAUUCCAGCUUUAUUUAUUUAUUUUUUUAAAAUUACUGUUUAAAGAUCAUAUAUGUAACUUUUCCUAAGAAGUGACACAUUAGGCGGCCUAAGUACAGUGUAACAGUAGCAUGAAUAGAAACAAUUCAUGAAGUCAGCAAAAUCACUCCAUGAUGUCACAGUAAUAUCUAGCUAAUGUUUGCUAACAUUAAACACUCAACAUCAUUUUUAAAUAAUAGCAAUUCUUUAUUUGUUGCUCCACGUCAGAAAUUUGACAUCAGCUGAUUACAGAGAGGGAACAGGGGUAAUAUGCUGAAAUGGUACACAUACUGUACAUAGAAAACACAAUAAAUUAUUUCAUAAAAUAAAGAAUUUAGUGGAAGUUAAUAUUUACCACCUCAAUACUUAGAAAAUAAUUUUGAGCUACUGGACUUGUUUGAACAAACAAAUGGCUCGUCACCCUUUCAAUAGAUGCCUUUUGGUUUCAUCCUCAGAUGCAUUGUCAUACAGUACAUUUUAGUAACUACUAUAUUUUUGGGAACAGAAAAAAAAAAAAGUUUUGUAGUGCAGAACAGAGCAAAAAAGAUUCAACUGUUGUGGUUUUGUCUAUUAGCCUGGCAUCUGAAAAUACGUCAACCAGAGCGGAUUACAUGAGUACAGGUUCUGUUACGUUUGAUGUGUUUGGUGACGAAAGCACACGAGUUAACUUGUCUCCAGGGGCUAAGCAUCAGCUUGUCGGAGGGGAGGGCGGGGGGAGGGGGUGCGGGGUGGCACACUCAGCCCAAAAGUGCAUUGUAGCAUGUCUCAUUAAGAUACUUCACGUGAAUUGUGUCAUCGCUGGAGUAAUACAUUUGUGAAAUGGAAAUCAGCAGGUUUUGCUCUUUGUGUGCUCUUACUCAUGGACUACUUUCUUAGGCACAGAAAAAUGAACAAGGCACCUCUAGCAUUUUGAAGCAUUAACACUGUCGAGAGCAGCAAAUUAUACACAGUAGCAUCCAGGUCUCUUUUUUUUCUUCUUCUGCACACUCAAGCAAAUGGCUCCCUUCUUGUCAAUGUAAAACAGGUCUUGACACAGAAAUACAAUUCAUUCUUUUUUAAGACAUUCAUUAUGUUAUUAUGAAAAUGUGCUUUUCCCCAUGAAUUAACUAAAUCUUACAAUCUGACACAGACCUCAGAUUAACAUCACAAAUGAGUGGGUUUGUGAGAUGCGAGUCAAAGCAAAUUUGUUUUCACUGUGGCAACAAAACAGCAUGAGAGACAUAAA
Molecule: messenger RNA, 4165 nt
Organism: Lates calcarifer (barramundi perch)
Lineage: Eukaryota; Metazoa; Chordata; Actinopteri; Centropomidae
Gene: b3galt1b
Product: UDP-Gal:betaGlcNAc beta 1,3-galactosyltransferase, polypeptide 1b
Exons: 2
Coding region: 462-1448 (328 amino acids)
Cellular component (GO): membrane
Molecular function (GO): N-acetyl-beta-D-glucosaminide beta-(1,3)-galactosyltransferase activity
Source: RefSeq, a predicted model, not a curated record